Molecule: messenger RNA, 806 nt
Organism: Papilio machaon (common yellow swallowtail)
Lineage: Eukaryota; Metazoa; Arthropoda; Insecta; Lepidoptera; Papilionidae
Gene: p27K
Product: 27 kDa hemolymph protein
Exons: 7
Coding region: 59-745 (228 amino acids)
Source: RefSeq, a predicted model, not a curated record
UAGGACAUUGUGUGGUUCAGUUGACACACGACUUCAGAGCAACGAACACACGGACAACAUGAUUUGGAAAAUUGUUUUUAUUACCUUCAUGGCCGCUGGUGUGCUGGCGGAGUACCAACUGACAGAGGGUCAGAGGCAGCAGUACAAGGAUAUGCUGCGACAGCAAUGCAAGAAGAGCGGCAGCGAAGACAAAACUGACGAUGUUGAGAAAUCGAUCAAGACUUUUGUGGAAUGUGUGAUGGGACUGGUGGACGUCAACACGCUGAAGCGCGAAAUAGAAGAAGCCAAACCCAACGGUGCCCUUGAUGAAGUCUUCAAGAAGUACUGCGCGAAAACGCCUCAGCUGAAGAGCUGUAUUCACAGCCUGACCGCGGGCGUGGCGCCUUGCCUCGACCAGAAGAGCAGGGACGGCAUCGGGUCUGCCAACAACGCCACCGAUCAGCUCAUUGACUUCGUCUGCUACAAGGAUGGCGACCGCAUUGCUUUGUUCAUUGCGGAAGGCGGUCCAGAAUGUUUCCAACAGAAGGCUACUUCCAUCAGACAGUGCGCCGAGAAAGUUAAAGGCAGCGUGGGCUCUAUUGAGGCAGCUCAAAUUCUGACCCUUAGUGACCAGUGCGGUAAAUUUGAAGAACUGACAAGCUGUAUCGUGAAAGCUCUGGAGGAGUGCGACACGCCGACACCCGCCAAUAUGGCCGAGUCAUUGUUCAGAUACGUACGCAAUGGAACUCCCUGCAAGGGACAGUGAAGACCAGAAGUCUGAAACGCUGUUAAAAAUCAUGUAUCUCAAUAAACGUCUUAGUGUAUAA